UAAACGCCGAGACUCACGUUGGCACAAUGGGCGCCGCCCGACCGCGAGGCGGAAGGCCCCAGCGCCGGUCCACGCGGGUGUCUGGAGCUUGGCGGGGCGUCCCGCCCGGUUCGUCGGAUUCCGCCGGUGCCUUCAGACGCUUCUGCCUGCUGUGCGAUUUCCAGGAGGCUGACUCAACAAAGAGCAAGGCUGGAGCCGAGAGCGGAGUGUCCGUUCACACAGCUGGACCAUGGAGCAUUUCCGGAAGACGGACGACAUCAACGUCACCACCUUGCCCAUGAUCCCUGUGGAUGAGAACCUGGCCAUCUCGCUGGCCACUCGGAAUGCAAUCAAGGAGGCUGUGAGGAAGGACCUGGAGAACAACCCACCCUCCUGCCUGGUCGGCUCCAUGCAGCAGGUGAACAGAAGGAUCGCGGAGGUCGCCCUGCUUCCCAGCCUGCCGACCAGCCGCCUGGUGACUCCAGGUGAACUGCUUACGCUUUAUGAGCCUCAGUUUCCCGGCAGCAGUAGUGUGUCCAUCUCCCAGGGUCGUCACAGGAGUGAGGCAAUUGAGAAAUUUGAGUCGGAGAAGAAGGCUGUAAGAGAGAAGAGGCACAGCAGCCCAGGAGACAGAGGCAAACUCCCUUCUCAUGGCCUCGGCGGCAAGAGACAAAGGAAAGUGGAGGACUUCUGCAAAGACCUGGACCUCAAGAACGCCCGAUCUUUCCUGACGAAAAGGAAAACAGCAGAUAAGAACCUGCUGGCAGAGCUGUACCAGUACCCAGCCUUUGACAGCGCCAAGCCAAACGAGCUUCCCAACGGGGUGGGCUUCUGCGACAUGGUGGGCAACGUGGUCCGGGCUGAGAAAAAUCCCAUCACUGGCAAGUCUUUCUGUUCAGAUAAAGAAUUAAAGAAGUUUCUCUCUUCUCCUCUCCCAAGAGCCAUGUGGCUGGACAGCUUUUGGUGGCUGUUUCACGAAAGGUACCAGCCCAACAAGGAGAUCCAGGACAAGCUGUUCGAUCGCACAGCGCGCUGCUACGCCUUCCUCCUGGUCCAGCAGCCCAGGUCCCACUAUGAAGAGGCACUGCUGAAAAGGUUGCCGUCACUUCUGAGCAGAGCCCUGUACACCAGCUUUUGCUGCUGCUUCCCGCAGUCCUGGUUCAACACGCACGAGUUCAAGUCCUACGUCUGCAACACGAUGAGCCUGUGGAUCGCAGGCACCUAUCCUUGCCCACAGGGCUACGCCGGCUGGAACUACUCCGAGCUGGACCCAGAGAGGUUCCGCAGAGAGGAGCUAAUGCUGCAGAGAAGAAGGCUGAUGAGGGGAAGAGCGUAUUCUUUCUUCACUUCUAAGAGGCUGUUUUCCCGGAAGCCAACCCAGAGCGCAAAACCCCAGUACCCUCAGGGACGGCAAGGGAGCACCUACACAGGCCCCCCGUGCUCUGUGCGCGGGCUGACCGAGUCCUACGAGCAGCUGGAGGCAGGAGACGGCUUCAGUGACUCGCCCCAGAUCGCCAGUCGGCCCCGGGAGCGCCUGCGAGGUUUCCCGCUGCGUGUCCCUCUGCCAAGAACGACGAGGGACGUCUCGGACAGUGGCAUGAAAGCCUCACCGCAAGUCAAGAGGGUAACAGAAGCACGAGAAUACGAGAACGCGCUUUCUAAACAGUCUCACCCUGCUUGCAGAAGCCCGCCUCUGACCUGGAACCUCUUCAACACGUACGGGAAGAGCCCCCUGGUUGUGCACUUCCUCCAGAACUACUGCACGCUGCCACAGCACGGCAUGGACGUGUUGGUGGUCAGGAGGGAGAGGACCACGCUGCUCCCUGGGUCCACGCUGACCUACGCCGAGCUCAUCAACCUGACCCUGAGCAGCAUGCAGAAGCGGAAGGACAACAUGCGCCAGCUGAACCGGCUCUACCGGAGCGAGUGGAACUAUUUCGACAGCUACCUGAAGGAGCUGCAAGAGAACUUCCUGAGGGACGUGAAGAAUAUCAAUAAGAGAGCGGCCGAGAAAAAGAAAGCAAGCCACAGGUUCCUCCCGCCCUCGUCCUUCACCGAGGAACAACCUGAGAAGAAGCCUGGGGGAAAUCACCACGCAGAAACUGAGUUUCUCUUAAGGAAGGAAAAGAAAGAGCAAGAAAGGGCAGAAGAACAGAGUCUGACCCUCCUCCCCGCUCACUUCGACAGCCCCAUGCACUCCCUGCCCUGGAAGGAGAGCCCUGACCACGUCCGUGACCUUUCUGAGUCCAGAGAGGCGGAGAUCACCAAGAAGCCCAGAGCAGUGCAGAAAAAGGACGCGGUCAUCCUCAGCCUCUCCCCUUCCAGCUCACACGAGUGA
Molecule: messenger RNA, 2317 nt
Organism: Lepus europaeus (European hare)
Lineage: Eukaryota; Metazoa; Chordata; Mammalia; Lagomorpha; Leporidae
Gene: FAM227A
Product: family with sequence similarity 227 member A
Exons: 20
Coding region: 230-2317 (695 amino acids)
Source: RefSeq, a predicted model, not a curated record